AUAUUUGAAUUGAAAUGCAUCAAUAUAUUUCAUAAAGCACCAUUCUAUUCAUCUUAGUCACAAUAUCGUAAUCAUUUGUAAUUGCUUGGCUCUACGUUACCAUUGUUUACUAGCUUCGCUUUCAUUGCCAUUCUGCAUACAUAAGAUUCAUUAGUUUAUUUCAUCUUCUUGGAUAAACAUUUUCAGCUCAGAUGCCUCUUGUUUUUGUGAUAGGAAUUGAAUAUUUCGAGGAUGUCAUAUGUUUUAUUCUGUUUUUUAAGCUAUGUGCAGUUGUUUCAUAUUACUUGUUACAGGCUUUGGGGUGAACCUGUAAAUCUCCGUGAGCAACAUGAUGCCUUAGAGUUUUUCAAUUCUUUGGUGAACAGUUUAGAUGAGGCUUUAAAAGCUUUAGGACAUCCACCAAUGAUAAGUAAAGUCCUAGGAGGUUCCUUUGCAGAUCAGAAGAUUUGCCAAGGCUGCCCACAUAGGUAUGAGUGUGAAGAAUCUUUUACUACUUUAAAUGUAGAAAUUAGAAAUCACCAAAAUCUUGUUGAUUCUUUGGAACAGUAUAUCAAAGGAGAUUUACUUGAAGGUGAAAAUGCAUAUCAUUGUGAAAAAUGUGAUAAAAAGGUAUGCAGUGAAUAUUUUUCAGAAUUAUGAUUGCAUUUAUGAUGAUCGUCAAUAUUGACCUCUGCCUCUUACUCUGCUUUGUUAUGGUAGUGAAAAGGUAAUGACAGUAAUGACUUAUUUAAAGAUACAUUAAUGAAAUUGAAGGAAAACUGUUGUGCCACUGAUUAAUAACAAACAUUUUCAAUGGGUAGAUGAUUUUAGAAAUCACAACAGAUUAUCACUCUCUUGUCAGAGAAACAGUUAUACAGAUAACUUUCCAUCUUUGUGCUGAAUUAGAUUGCUAUUGAACUGAUACAUAAGAUAUUGAUAGUAGAAAACAUUAUUUUAUACUCAUAGUUACUGUUCAGGUCUAGCAGAUCUGCUGAUUUUAUUUAGUUACAGCAGAUUUUCACAGCACAUGCAGUUUAAACAAGUCUGACUUUUAGAUCCAACCAGCUGACUUCAUCUCUUUGAUGAAAUAACAUGAUGGAACAUCAAAAUAUUACACAGUUAAUACUUUUUUUUCUUGGCCCUGAUGUCUUCUCACUUCCAAAUUGUCAGCGUUGUCUUGUCCUUAAACACUAGAUUGUAUUCUGUAUGGCUUUGGAACGCAAUACUUGGAACAGUUCCUUCUUACCUCUUACCAGUGCUAAUCCACCUUUUAAAAUUAGUGAUACGGGGGGCCAGGGAUUUAGCUUCAGGCUGCCACUGCCUGCCUCACUAGUGCAAGGUCCCACAU
Fukomys damarensis (Damara mole-rat) is the source of this 1327-nucleotide messenger RNA. Its product is annotated as probable ubiquitin carboxyl-terminal hydrolase FAF-Y. Gene Ontology annotation, cellular component: cytosol; nucleus. NCBI's taxonomy places the organism in Eukaryota, Metazoa, Chordata, Mammalia, Rodentia, Bathyergidae. The transcript has 2 exons. Bases 232 to 639 code for a protein of 135 amino acids. Gene Ontology annotation, molecular function: cysteine-type deubiquitinase activity; cysteine-type endopeptidase activity. Gene Ontology annotation, biological process: protein deubiquitination; cell migration. The record is from RefSeq and is a predicted model, not a curated record.